Molecule: messenger RNA, 2082 nt
Organism: Canariomyces notabilis
Lineage: Eukaryota; Fungi; Ascomycota; Sordariomycetes; Sordariales; Chaetomiaceae
Exons: 1
Coding region: 482-1909 (475 amino acids)
Source: RefSeq, a predicted model, not a curated record
CCUCACCUCAACCGUGACCUAAUGCUAAUAUCAUGUUUCAGAAAUAUACAUUCUUGUCUCUACCGUUAGCGCUAUGUCGUUAUCAGUCUCGAUAUUCUGCCUUGCCAUUCUCUCUCAGGGUUCUCGAAACAUUGGUAUGAGGUUGGCCACAUAGGGCAGGCCUCCAUAUGAUCGCGCAUUUACAGCAACUUCUCCGAGAAUACAUCCGGAUGUUAACUCUUUCCGACGGAUCUCGGUCUACUGCAAUACUCCACCUUUGCGAAUGCUCCCGCUCUUUGGCUACCUCAAACACCUGAAUGAGGCUUAACGAUGGCCGCGUUGGGACGGCCGACAGCUCCAAAGGCGCAGUAUCCCUCCGCCCUUGCUAUGGCUACCUCGCUGAGGCUUUGAGACUCGGUAUUAAAUCCUGAUAUUCUCAGGGGAGGCUCCUAAUGGUCGCUUUUGUGAACAAGUGGAAAGACAUCGAGUGGUCUGUGCCAUUAUGACGGGCCAAGAUAGCAUACACCUACCAGCUACAGGUCUCCCCCUUACUCCCCCAGCCACCCCAGAAAAGCCCAAUGAACCUCCGCCUACUCAAAGCACACCAUCAGAGGGCACCCAAGCACCUAUCACGAGCGGCAGAGAUGCCGACGGCACCAAGACGUCGGCCCGGCGCCUGGAAGAGCCCCGGACGCCUGUCCGGCGUGGCAGGGAUGCCACAGGAGACACCCAGACGUCCAUACCGAGCAGCAGAGAUACUGCCAACGGCGCUCAAAUACGAGUCGCGAGUGGAGAACACGAUGUAAACGGCACGAAAACGCCAACUCUCAGCGGCAAACAUGCCACUGCCAAUCGCAGCUCCAUUGACGCAUCCAUCAUCAAGCUGAUCAAGGAACCAGCGAGGCUGGAUCACGCCAAAGGCCGCGUCUACGUCCUGUCGGCCGUCCGCAACGGCACCAAGCUCAUCAAGAUCGGCUAUACUACCCAAGACAACGUGGAAGAGCGCAUAAGGCAAAUCAAGGCAAAUUGUCAAGCCCGAGGCGACGACGAAGGCUUCACAUUUUCGGACCAGUCGCCUUACACGAUCCCCGUCAACUCCAAAUCCUACUGUAAACGCAUAGAGCGUCUCGUGCAUGCCGAGCUUCGAAACCACAGGUGCAAGUUUCUCUGCCGCUGUGGAAAGUAUCACCGGGAAUACUUUGCUGUUGACGAGGCCGUGGCCUCUGGCAUUGUGGCGCGCUGGGUCCGGUUCCUCGAGCAGAAGCCGUACGCGGAGGAGCCGUCGAACGCUCAGCUCCUGGCAGAAUGGGACGGCCGUUUAGCUUGGUUCAAACAGAAAUUGGAUGAUGCCAAGACAACACCGGAUGCUGAGGGGGAGUGGCUUGCGAGGUGGCAAGAGUUUGUGGAUGUGCCACUCUGGCACUGGGUUGAGUACGACCUGCGCGAGAUGUGGUCCAAGUUCCGGUGGCAGCUUUGCCUAGUCGUGUUGUGCGUAUGGGACCUCUUGACGGCACCGCGGGGAGUGCCAUGGGUUUAUGUGGUUCUGACUGCACUUGCUCUUCUGAGUAUGUGGGAAUCUCGGUUCUUCCGGCGCUCAAGAUCCUGGCUGGCAAACGGCUUAAAGGUGGUGAAGCGCGCCAUCGCGAUUUUGAUAACACAGGAGGCAGCAGAUCAGGGGGUAAGGAGGAACACGCCUGAGCACACCAUUGCAGAGGCUCGGCUUGAGAGGAGCAGUCCUGGGCGGUUGGUUGAAGACAAGGACUCGGUCGAAGAGGCCCAAACACUGCCACUACUGGGCGAACUGUUUCAAUGGGAUUCAGACGGUAGCAGUGGCGAACACGCGGUCGAAGACCGUAGGGUUAGCAGGAGCGCCCCAGAACUGGAAAAUGAGGAACGUCAAAGUGACUUGGACGAUGCGACCAGACAGUAGCACAACUGUUUGGGGUAUAAGUUGCUUCAAGGAUGUUGUUCAUAGACCCGGGAAAGAGCGAGGGGAGGGUUGGCGGUUCCCGUUCAUCUUUUUUCAAGAAAUACAUACCCUGUCUGCUGUUGUCUUGUACUGUAUCACAACCCUUUCUUUCUCUAAGGCACUUCGUCUCCUCG